AUGGCCGCAUCUGGAGGAAAUAUUGAAUGGGCUACAACUGUUAAACCGAUUUUAACAGCUUUGUACGGUCCGUUUUUCGAUAAGAAUGACGCCGUAGAAAUAAUACAAGCCAUCAUCAAAAGUGAAAAUGAGUUCCAGAAUCAUGACUAUGUCUAUGACCUGUUCUAUUCGUGUUUCGCGUGCCUUUCGGCUCAUUUUAUCAGUAUAAACGCAAAUAACUUACCACCUGAGCAACUCAGUACAGCUAGAGAUGCAUUCAGAAUUAUUCUGCGACAAAUCCUUAAAAAACUCUCUGAAGCCGGAUUGAGCUAUGAUGAUAACACCAAUGCUUCUGCACCUAAUAUUUCAGUCAAACAGCUUCUUCUGCCAAUAGUUGGCUUAUGUGGUAUUGAUGGAGGAGGUCUACCACAGUCAGAUCUUGUUAUACUAACAUCCCUAUUGAAAAGUGCUAAACUCCCUGCUCAUAUCAAUGUACCAGACACACAAAACACAAAGUCCUCUGUCAUACCAAGUCCAAUCACAUCUCUUGCAUCACAAACAACAACAGCAGAGAAACAACCUCCAUCCAAUGCCCAAAGACGAUCAGAUGCUUUAUUAGAACAACUAACUAUGCCUUUAAAGAACACAGGGGCAACUGUAUCUCAGAGUCAACCAGCUCUAGUCAUGUCUCCUGGAAGCAAAGAUAGCUUGGAUAAUACUAAGGAUGGGAAUGGUUCACAACAGACAUCUAUAGAUGUAAAGAAAUGGGUGGCAUCAACCUGUUCAUCAUUGUUAAUGGAGCUUCGAGCUGGUGCUGUGGUGUUGAAGGUUUGUUCCUCACUGCCAUGCCUGCAGAGGUAUCUCAAUCGCUGGGAUAAUGCUAAGGAGAGUGCUAUAGCACCACAGUUCAAUGCUGAUGUUUCAUUACUUCAUUUCUUAGUUAACGAAGUGCACGUGUGCCGCCUGGCGUUAUCAUUACCGUGUUUAGAACCUUUCACACCAGAACGUAUCGCUGCGCUUAGCGACAUCGCGACAGCGUGGCUUCUAUGCUGUGCUACCGCUCAGGCGUCACUUCACCCAAAAGAUGAAGAGAGUGAGCAACAAACUGCGACCCUUGUUGAAAGUGCACUAAGUUUGUACAAUGAUGUAGGGGAGACAUUCAAGCAAUCCACACGCGCUGGUGGAUAUGUAUAUCAAAACCAUCUGAUGAUUGGAGCGUGGGUGCUCCUCUGUGGCCUGCACCACGCGCUGGCCGGCGCGCCCGGGCCUUCCGCGCCUAAGAGCCCGGCGAAGGUCCCUUCUCGUCCAUACAAUCUUACUAAAAUGCAACAAGGGCUGAGUGUAGUGUGGGUAGCAUUGGGCGGUCGCUGCCUGGCGUGGACCGGUGCGUUGCUCUCAGACGCUCGGCUCGAAGCACUCAGCGUAACAAGCCCCUCCACCACUAGUGAGACGCCCGCGCCCCUGCAGAUACUGGCUCACCACACCGCCCACCAGAGGGAGCUGAGACUUAUAUCUGCGGCACCUUUACAUCAGCUCUUAGUAUCGCUCGGCGUUGUGUGCUACCGUAAAGCGACGAAUUUAAAGAGAGCAGUGGUGCAGAAACAGCACCAGGACGCCGACCCGGACAGGUCCGACUCCACGGUUUACUUCCAGGACAUGAUACUUUGCUCUGAGGAUUCUGAAACUGAUGAUGAAGAUAGUGAACCACUCUUCGGAUUGUGGUUCGAGUCGACACUAGUAGCCCCCGACGCGCUGGACAGCGGCCUCACGCGCGCCGGCGCCAACGACAACGAUAACUCCAACGAGACCAACGCUCGUCCGCAGCAGGCUAUUGUGCCGGAUAAGGCUGAACCUUAUUCGUACAUAACACUAGCAACAGAAGUGUUUAAUCUAUUAACUGAGGAAAUCCUCGGCGAGGGCGUAGAACGAUUGGGCCCUAACGCGCUGCAACUUCAUGAAGCGCAUCAAGCAUUGCUGGCUGCUCUAGCUAAAGACUUGGACCGAGAGACAGCUAGAACUGACACUGGUACAAUAUCACCAUGUUUCGGAGCUCGACUAGGCGCGCUGUACGCCGCAUUCAGCUCAGCACUAGUUCGGUACUUGCACAACCUCCAGCCUGUACUGCAGCAACAGCUGGUAUCCACUGGCACUGAAAGAAAUAACAUGACACCUUUACAGGUCGGCCCACGUGUAGCGAAACUACUGGGUGGUAUGGUACUUAGCAAGGCGGCACCGGAACGCGAAAAUAGUAUCCUUGUUAUGUGGCAUAAGAUAGUUAAUACACUGCAGGAGUGCGCUCUGCAGAGCCAACCCAACCAAGACCAUGAUUAUGAAGAUUUGAAUGUUGAACAUGCCCAGCUCCUUGUCUAUUUGUUCCACUCCUUGACACUGAUGCAGAAAAAAUCUGUUCUACUGACCACGUCCAAUGCUAUUAUUAAAGUUGUAGAAACUCUCGGAAUAAAUGAUAGAAAGCGUGCAAUGAAUUUAGCUCCACAUCAGCUCAUGCUGAUCACCAGACUCAUGCUAUUAUUAGAAUACCUCAUGAAACAUCUGUAUGAUGCACCACAGUGCUUAUUGCAGCAGAUUGAGUGGAAUCUAGUGAUAUCCCCCGGACUAGCCCAGUCAUCAUCAGAUGCAAAUAACGGUGGUGCAAAGACGACUACUGAUAACGGCCUACUAAAGUCCCGCAUUUAUUGCGAAGUGCCGUUGAUAGAAGCAGCUUACAGACAGCCCACACAAGACGACUCGUCUAUGAGACCUAAGUUCUAUGCGCUCACCAACGCUGAGAUAAAUAACCAGGAAAACCCCAAACUAGACGGGCUAGCGUGCAACUUCGUGCUAGGAACGCCCCACAAGCUCAAGUACCCGCUGCUGCUGGACGCGCUGCUGUCGCUGCUGAACUCUGCGUGUGUGUGCGACAACCCGCAGAAUCAUAACAACGCGGCCGCUCUGUGCGCCGCUCAUUAUUGUUUCCAGACGGCUUGGAGAUUGGUAAUAAGCAUGCCUCCAGCGACACCGCAUAUGGAUAAAUUACAAGCGGGUACGGCAGCCGACCUGCCGUCGCCCUUGCCUCUUCACGCCAUAGUGUGGGCGCCGAGAGCCGACGGUAAAAAGCUUUUCAACUCCUGGCUGAAAGAUGCUCUUGUGAAACAAGGAAUGUAUACUCAGUAUGCUGAAAAUUUGCUCUCUGGAGUGAGUGCAUCCUGCGAUAAUAUCAAGUACACUGCAUGGCUCGCAUCUGAGACGAUUAAACAUCUCGAACGAAAUAUGGGUCCACAUGGUCUGCCAUGCCUUCUCGACGUAAUAUCAUGCGAUGCAGCUCUCAUGAGGUUGAAAGUGUGUCUCAUUGAUUCUGCAUCAGCAUCGGAGGCUCACCAGUUUAUGCCUGAUUUAUUAGAUUUACUGAAGACUGUCCUAGAGUGUUGUCGGCUGAGCGCUAACAUAGAGAUCGCGAUGGCGGACGGGUCGCCCGCGGACGGCGCGGGCGGGGGCGCGGAGGCGGCGGCGGCGGCGGCGCGCCUGCAGGUGUGCGGCGUGGCGGGCGUAGAGCGCGCGGCAGGCGCCGGCGCGCCCGCGCUCGGCUCCUGGCUCAAGGCGCAGCUGCCGGCCGCGUGCGCUCUGCCUCCACCGCUCGCUGUUAAUGCGACCUUCUUCGAGUCGCACGUCAUCCCAUCCGAGAGCGCAGUACUUCUGCUCGUUUCGUCGCACUGUGAGCUAAUGACCAAAUACGAGAAGUACUCAGUUGGAGCGUCCCUAACAAUGCUAGCGUACUCUGCGGCGCAACUCCUGGAAAUAGGCGCCAGCAAACUGGCUGACAACACCGCAUUGACUAAGAAGACUUUAGACCUCAUUGUGCCGGCUUUGACGGACGGUCGACUUCAAUUCUUGUCGGAACCACUAGCGGCGACGUUGAAUAUAUUGGUCCCACAAGCUAAUAAGGCAGAACAACUCAUACACGAACAUAUCUUAAAAACAACGUACACUGUGUUAGUCGAUCAUUUGCAGCCUUCCACAGAAAAAACUUUAAGAUAUAUGGUAAUAUACUGGGAGAAGAUUCUAGAGAGACCAGCAGGACGAGUAGCAUACGAAAAUGUAUUUGCCGAUAAUUCAGAAUACGUCCUCGGCAAAAUUUUACUAUCCGCCCCUAACGCCAGAAGCAUCUAUACUGAAAGGGUUAUAAAGCUCUUCAUCAAGAUAUUUAAUGGUUGUGAAAAUUCAGAACUAAAUAGUGCUUUGUGCAUAUCAGUUAGUAAAUUUAUCGGAGUAGCAGAUCAUCAAAAACUUCUCAACCUUCUUUCUCACAUCUGUUUAACUACACCAGCGUCAACUACAAACGGCAACGUGGGCACGGCCAAUGGAUCGCCCACAGAGGCCGAACUCCCGACCCCUACUUCCUCCGCACCAGAGGGCAACAACCCCGCCUCACUGGCUCUAAGGAAUGCACUACGCUCAGUGUUCCGUACAGACGAAGCGGCCAGAAACGAUAAUGGCAACCGGAAUGAUCAAGAUUUGCCAGUUUUUGAUACUCCAUCACCAGCCCCUAGAGCUCAGUCGGAAGCAGCUCAGCAAUCUGCGAAUUCUGAAAGUGGUAGCUGGUCCGAAGCUAGCAAAGAGAAUGGCGCAGCAGCCGCUACCGCGGAUGCCAGCACUCCUGUAGCAGAAUCCUCUAACGACAAUGCCACGCUACUCUCCUUGCUCUGCAAGCAUAUUGUUCACCAUGGCGGUGAGAAGGUGAGCGAGCGUAUGGUGGGCGCGCUGAUCAGCGUGAGCGGCGCCGCGUGCACGCCGGUGCUGCUACGCGAGCUGUGCCGCCUGGCCGACGCGCACGCCGGCGCCGACCACCGGCAUCUGUUCCCUGCCGCGCUGUCCUGGCUAUCUGCUUGUGUGGAUAACCUCAGCAGUCCAGAUGUAUUAGAAAAGUUAGAAGAAGGACAGUUAGAUGCCACUCUUAUUUCUCAAAUCGAGUCUGCGUGCGUUUUACUUUCAUAUCUCGCUGAUGCCUUACACGCGAUUGGUACAGCACAACCGCAUACUUGGCGGUCAGUCAGUCCGACUUGGGAGUCUCCAUCAGACCUCGGGUUUGACUUGGACUACACUGAUGAACAACAAGAUGACGACGAUACGAGUGCAGAUGAUUCCGACGAAGACGCAAUGCUGCAAUACAAACUGUGUACGUUCACGGUGACCCAGCGGGAGUUCAUGAACCAGCACUGGUACCACUGUCAUACGUGCAAGAUGGUGGACGGCGUGGGCGUGUGCACGGUAUGCGCGCGCGUGUGCCAUCGUGGACACGACGUAUCAUACGCCAAGUUUGGUAACUUUUUCUGCGACUGUGGGGCUAAACCUGAUUCUAGCUGCCAAGCUCUAGUCAAGAGAUCGGUAACGCUAGGUGGCGCUCGCGGUGCCUCUGCUGGAGCGGAGGAGACCCCUCCCGCCCCGUCUAUCAGACGUCGUCCCUCGAGCCCUACACCUCCAGCUACCUACGCGCCUCCUCGCCGCCCUGUGCUCGCGCAUAAUAUUCAAGGCUGUCGCUCGUUCCUCCUAUCGUACAGCGGCUGGUCUGCUUGCUUGGAGCGCGUGCGGCGGCUGCUGGGUGCGCUGGCGGGGCCGGUGCGCGCGGCGUGCGAGCGCGGCGCGGCCGUCGGCGCGCACGGACGCGCACAGCGCGCGCUCGCGCAGCUGCACCUCGGCGAGAAGCGCUUCACUCAUACUGACACACUCAUGAUGCCUACUCUUGGUUCCCAAGAAGGUGCAUUUGAGAACGUGCGCAUGUCGUACACCGGCGAGAACGGUCAGACCAUCCGCCAGCUGAUGUCGGCGCACAAGCUGCGGCGCGUGGCCAUGUGCUGUCUCGCCUCGCCGCACGGCCGUCGGCAGCAUCUCGCUGUGUCGCAUGAGAAAGGAAAAAUAACGGUCUUACAAUUAUCAGCCUUACUAAAACAAGCAGAUUCGUCAAAGCAUAAGUUGACUCUAACCCGGCUUUCAUCUGCACCAAUUCCAUUUACUGUACUAAGUCUAAGCGGAAACCCCUGUAAUGAAGAUCUUCUGGCCGUGUGUGGGUUGAAGGAGUGCCAUGUGCUGACAUUUAAUAGUGGUGGAGCGGUUGCCGACCACUUAGUGCUGAACACAGGUUUGGAAGCCAACAACUACGUGAUCAAAGCGAUAUGGCUGCCGGGCUCGCAGACGCAACUCGCGCUCGUCACGUCCGACUUCGUCAAGAUAUUCGAUCUGAGCAAGGAUUUGAACAACCCUAUGCAUCAUUUCCUGGUACCCAGUGGAAAGGUUCGUGAUGUGACUUUUGUAAACCAAGAUGAUAUAAUGCACAUGUUGUGUAUGAGUUCCGCGGGACACAUUUACUGGCAGCCUAUGAGUGAAGAAUCCCGAGCGAUAUUAGGCACUUUCUAUGUAACAAACACCCUUGAAGUCUUACACCCAGAAAUUCAGGAUGUUGCUGGAUUAGUCGGAGGUGGCGGAGUGUCGAUAUACUAUUCACACACUUUAAGAAUGCUCUUCUUCUCCUAUGCUCAAGGCAAAAGCUUCUUAGCACCACUAAAUACAGUUGAAGAUAGUGUUAAAGGUACUGCCAUGAUAACCCUAUCGUCAGCGGCGGUACAGAAGGAAGGCGGGCGCGGCAAGCAGGGCGGCGUGCAGUCGCUGUGCCAGUGGGCAGAGGUGCCCGGCCACCCCGGCCUCGUCACCGCCGUCAUGCAGACGUCCAACAACCCCGUCGUGCUAAUGCUAACACCCAAUAAUAUAUUUGUGCAGGAGAUUAAGGUGGUACCAGCGAAAGCAAAGAUAACGGAUAUGGUAGCGGUGCGCCACUGGUGCGGCGGCGGCGGCGAGCAGAAGAGCACGCUCAUACUGCUGUGCGAGGACGGCAGCCUGCGCAUGUACGCCGCCAACCACGACCACACCGGCUACUGGCUGUCACCCGCCAUACAGCCCGUGCACGCCCCGCGCCGGCGCCCGCGUCUGCUCACUCACCAUGCCAAGGGGAAAACUCAACAGACUGUGACAAAAUCGAACUCUAAUGGAACACCACAGUUCCCGAUCGACUUCUUCGAACAUUGUGUUGCUAUGAGCGAUAUUGAAUUUGGUGGGAAUGAUCUUCUUCAAGUUUACAACACUGCACAGAUAAAGCACCGACUCAAUACUACUGGUUUGUAUGUGGUGUCAACAAAAAUGAGUGGGUUUUCUAUGGAAGUUGUUAACUCUGACCCCAACAUGGUUAUUUGCGGAAUACGCGUCUUGCUGGGUAGUCAGGAUGUUGCUAGGUCACCAACAUAUGUGGAGGUGUAUGGGAGAUCUAUUCAGACUAUAGUCGUUAGAAACCGUUGGUUCGACAUUCCUUUAACACGCGAGGAAUCGUUGCAGUCUGAUAAAAAGUUGGUUAUCAAUUUUGGGCCAUCUCAAGAUCCAGAUGGUAUUACUAUGGUUGAAUCUGUUAAGGUUUAUGGCAAAAACAAGGAACAAUUUGGAUGGCCAGAAGAAAAUGAAGAUCCAUCUGCUUGCCCAUCAUCCAGUAAAGUGGCACAGGAAUCGGAGAAUAACAGUGGUGCCUGGAAGCCCAGUUCUCUAGAGCGCCUCGCGUGCGCUGCUCUGGAGGCGCUGGAGCUGGGCGCGAGCGCGCCGGCCAACACGGGUGCGGCGGCGGGCACGGAGGCGGGCACGGAGGCGGCGCGCAAGCUGCUGUGCGCGCCCGCCUCCGCGCACCUGCACGCGCGCGCGCAGUGUCUGCUGCGCGCCGUCUACCAGGGGCAGUACCAUCAGUUCAAAGACCAAGCUAUAUUAAAAUACGUGUCGACAUCACUAUGCGAGCUGCGCGACACCACGGACGCGCGCAACGUCGACCCCGAGGCGUACUUCCGGCUGGUGCUGCUGGCGCGCGGCGUGGCGGUGGCGCGCCCUGUCAACCUGCUGAAAUUCAGUGCUCCCACACCGCCCAAACCGGCUGAUGGCAAUUGGUCAAGCUUAUGGAAAGGCGGUUACCAAGAAGAAGAGGAACGAGAGCCGCAUCUGUGCACAUUGUUGAGCAGCGUGCUGUGGAAGCUGGCGGCGUGCCGCAACCAGACCGCGGGCCCGCCCGGCAUCCUGUCCUACGGUCUGCGCCACGCCGACCACACGCUGCACGCACUCGCCGACACCAUACACGCCUUCCAGAUGUUCGGCGAUGCGGACUGUAUCGAUAUUGGAAAUCAAAUUUAUUUAUCCCUUCUACUGGCUGAAGACCAAAGCAUAAGUUUCGGUACUAAAGCAGCACUGAUGCGGGUUUUGCGACCUCGAGUCAAGAGGCGUCGAGUGUAUAUACCAUCUCCUCCGAAUACUCCUGGUGCUGUUUCAUCAGCAACUACAGCACAACCAGCAAGCUCUAUAACAGAGGCAGCAGUUUCUGAAGCGGAACUGAACGCAAAUCGCGACGAACAACAAGAAAAUCAAUACAUGGAUGUGGAUGAUUCACUCGAGCCCAUGGUUCUGCUCGCACCCGAUGGUGGUCUGGAGGCUCUACUAGACAUACCGGCAGACGCUGACGACGAGACAAUGGUGGAGCUGGCGAUAGCCCUGUCCCUGCAGGAGCAAAGCCGCCGCGCGCCGCCGCCCGCGCCGGCGCAGCCCGCACAGCCCGCGCAGUCCGCGCCGCACGCCUCGCAUGCGCCCGCCUACAGCGACGCCACCGCUUCGCCUAAUGGAUCGGACGAUGAAGGCAGCACAGCGGCUACAGAUGGGAGCACAUUGCGAACGUCGCCCGCGGAAGCAGGAGGCUCUGCGGCUUCAGACAGCGGCGGCUCCGCCGCCGACAGUAUCGGCGGUGUUUCUGGGCGGAGCAGUGCUUACGGUGAGAUGUCGGCGCCGGUGCAACCUUCUACUGCCGUCGAGGCACCGUCAGCUGUCGCAGCAGGUCCGUCGAGCUCGACUCACCCGCUGGCGACCUCGUCCCGCGCACUGGAGGCGGAGACGGAAGCGCGCAAGCUGCACGCGCUGCGGCUUUCCCUGCUGUCCGCCGCGCUGACAGCUCUGCCUACCCUCAGGACGCUGCCCGGCGUCCGAGCUAUACCGUUUGUUCAGGUUAUCUUAAUGCUCGCCGGCGACUUAGAUUCUAGCGUUGAAGGCGAUCGCGUAGUGCUCGAACGGUUGCUUGAAGUGCUCGUGUACGAAUUGGACAUACAACCGGAGAAGCCUGUGAGUGAAGUGCAUCGCAGUGAGAAACGUGAGCUACAGCUUGCCAUAUUGAGGCUGGAGUUGCUUGUGUCGGAGCUAGAUACGCAUACGGAAGACUACGAUCCGCCGGUGUAUGUGCGCACUAAUAGGAGGGAGUUGCAGCUUGUUAUUAUGAGACUGCUAAGUGUGUUAAUGGCUCGAUGGAAGACAUGCGGCACUGGCGGGUCCGGCGCGGCGGUGACGCGCGGCGAGGUGUCGGGCGCGGCGUGCGCGGCGCACGUGUCGCGGCUUGCGGCGGCCGCGCUGGUGCGCGCGGGCGCGCCCAAGCACUGCUACAACGUGCUCGCGUCCCUGCUGCCGUACUGGAGGGAGAAGACUGCUAAUUCUGGUUCUACGACGACCGGACAGCAAUUACUAAAGCCUCAACCACCACAGCCACUACCUGAUAUGCAACCUUUCUUUGUCAAAGAAUAUGUUAAGAGUCACGCUCUGGAUGUAUUCGAUAAUUACCCACAGUUAGUAAUGGAAAUGGCACUCCGACUGCCAUGUCAAAUACACAAGCAUUGUGAUAAUAAACACUUCGAUGCACGCUGGCGCACUCUGCUUUGCGAGUAUAUGAUGAACCAGCAAACACCACUAAGGAAACAAGUACGUAAGUUACUCCUGCUGCUGUGCGGCACGCGCGAGCGCUACCGCCAGCUGCGCGACGUGCACGCGCUCGACACGCACCUCACCGCAGCGCGCGCGCUGCUCGCCACGGACCCCGCCUAUGACAAGCUUGUACGUCUUAUGGAUCAUUUGAAGGCGUGCGCAGAAAUAGUAUCAGCGCGCACGGGCAACUGGCAGCACACGUGCACGACGGAGCGGCGCGAGACCUUAGGCUGGCUGGUGCGCAGCGCGCGACACCUGCACCCGCACGUGGCCCCCACCGUGCUGCAGCUGCUGCAGGCGGCGCUGUGCGCGCCCGCCGCCGCCGCGCCCAGCGCGCCCGUCGCCUCCACCACGCCCGCCGGCACGCCGCCCGUCUCCGCGCAGCGCGCUGUACAAGACAAGAACUCCGCCGAAUGGUCUGAGCGCGAACGCAGUGCGGAAAGUGACGCUUUUGUAUCUGAUGGCUCUAAGUUCCAAGAACAGAGAGUUCCACAACUUGUGCAGCAAAUCUUGAAACAGGUUCCACAAGAUGAACUUAAAUUAUUUGUGAAGGCUUUCUUAUUGGAAACUAAUUCAACCGCAGUGCGUUGGCAAGCGCAUGCAUUAAUACUAGCCAUUUACAACAACUGCUCCCAAGCUGAGCAAGCUUCUUUAGUUUCAUUACUAUGGGGAUUGUGGCCUACAUUGCCACAAUAUGGACGCAAAGCGGCGCAAUUUGUUGAUCUCCUCGGCUAUUUCACGCUCAAGACACCUAAUAUUGAAGCUGAGAAGUACAUCGGCAGUGCAGUGGAAUUGCUUCGCAAUCAGAACCAAUUGCUGUCAUCUCACGGCAACGCCGCACUCUAUGCGGCACUAGGCGCCUACGUGGAGUUGGACGGCUACUAUCUCGAGUCCGAGCCGUGUCUCGUCUGCAACAACCCGGAGGUGCCCAUGGCCACCAUCAAGCUGCCAACUAUCAAGAUCGACUCGAAGUUCACGACAACGACGCAGAUAGUGAAGCUCGUGAACAGCCACAUGAUCAGCCGCAUCAGUCUGCGCAUCGGCGACAUCAAGCGCAGCAAGAUGGUGCGCACCAUCAACUUCUACUACAGCAACCGCACCGUCCAGGCCGUGCAAGAGUUGAAGAAUAAACCCAGCAUGUGGCAUAAAGCAAAACGAGUACAGCUCCAAUCUGGACAGUCGGAAGUGCGCGUUGACUUUCCGCUUCCGAUUGUUGCCUGUAAUCUUAUGAUGGAAUAUGCUGAUUUCUAUGAGAACCAACAAGCUACAGGUGAGUCCCUGCAAUGCCCACGUUGCUCUCAAUCUGUACCUGCAAACCCUGGGGUUUGUGCUAAUUGUGGUGAAAACGUAUUUCAAUGCCACAAAUGCCGUGCUAUAAACUACGACGAGAAAGAUCCGUUCCUUUGUCACGCGUGCGGGUUCUGUAAGUACGCGAAGUUCGACUACACUCUCACUGCGCGGCCUUGCUGCGCGGUCGACACCAUUGAGAACGAUGAAGAGCGCAAGAAGAUGGUGCAGACAAUUGGAGCUUUGCUGGACAAAGCCGAUCGUGUGUAUCGCCAACUUAUUGCCAAUAAACCCGUUUUAGAGUCAUUAGUACACAAGAUAAGCGAGCAUCGCGUGGAGGGUCGCGCGGACGAGAAUAGCAAUGGCGCGGGCGGCGCCUUCGGUGGAGCGCAGAUCAACCGCGUCAUACAGACGCUCGCGCAUAAGUACUGCGUCGAGAGCAAGGGACACUUUGAGGAUCUCUCCAAGAUUAUACAGAAGGUGCUUGCUUGUAGAAAGGAAUUAGUGGCUUACGAUAGGUCACAAAGCGAACAACAAAAUGGCGACACGUUGCCAGUGUAUGCUGGUUUACUACAAAAUUACGAUGGUGACGUCACUAAAGAAUCCGGAGGCGCAUGUUACGGGUGUUCGCUGGCGUGUGCGGAGCAGUGCCUGACGCUGCUGCGCGCGCUCGCGUCGCAGCGCGAGCACCGCGCGCGUCUCUGCCGCUUCGGCCUCGUGCACGAGCUCGUCCACCACAGCCUGCACCGCGGCACUCCACAGUGUCAAGAAGAAGUACGAGCUCUCAUCUGCCUGGUGACUCGCGACAACUUACCUGCAACUGAGCAUCUAUGCAACUUACUUUCACAAAGAAUAACGUUAUCUUUGAUGGGUCACGCUGCUUCUCAAGACCACAAUAAUUCUGUAAGACCUUUGGUACUGCUGCUGGGGUCUUUGGUGAAAGUACAAGAUUCUGUUGAAUGUUGGGAAGUUAGGCUUCGCUGUAUAGUAAAGCUAUGGGUUUGGUGCUGCCCACAACUCACUGAAGUAGUUGGUAUACCUCCAGCUGCUAAUGCUAUUCUGAAACCUGAAGCACUAGCGGGAAUACCUGGUAUAAAUACAUCUUCUCCCAAUUCGCACCAGUUUGCUCUUCAACAAGUAGCUCUCCCAUGUCUACGUUACAUGCAAGAGCUGAUGACGCCGGUCGUUCCCGCUGCGGCACCCGCACCUCAGCCGGCUGAAGAACAGGGGAAAGAAAAUAAGGAUUCAAGUCCAACCCCGGCACCUACCGUCCUGCCGAUCACGACGGGCAACAUGGUGGUGGACCUGUCGGCGUGGCUGGCGGGCCGCGUGCCGCACAAGCAGUGGCGCAAGCUGGUGGGCAAGGGCGACGUGCCGCCCGCCGACACCGCGCUGCCGCUGCGCGACCUGCACCUCGCGCACAAGUAUCUUGGCAAGUGGAAGGAGAAGAUGCUCCUCUCCCACGGCAUGCGUCAGUUGGCGCUGGAUGAGGGCGGUUGGCUCCGCCCCGUCAUGUUCGACCCCAGCUCGCGCAUCGCACGCGACACCGCGUGCCAGAUGGUCAAGUCCUUGUGCGACUCGUAUGAAAGAACUAAGGCGGUCUUGAUUUUAUUGACAAGCUUCUUACCCGAAGUUGGGAGAGCGGGAGAGGCGAGUGAGCAAUUCCUGCAACUAUAUCAAAGUCUAGCGUCCGAAGCGCCAUGGAAACAAUUCCUAGCACUACGUGGGGUACUACAACAAAUUGCCGAUUUGAUGACCAAAGAGAUCGACCAACUGCAUCGUCUGGAAGAAACUACACUGACUUCAGACCUUGCCCAAGGUUACGCUCUAAAGCGUCUGACGGAACUGUUAGCAAUGUUCCUCGAAGAGCCCGGCGCCCGUCGCACGUACAAGGGUCGCCUAGUUGGUGCGGUUCUUGGUGGAUAUUUGUCGUUGCGCCGUCUCGUUGUACAACGAACUCGACUUACCGACGAUACUCAAGAAAAAUUAUUGGAACUGCUGGAGGAGAUGACCACAGGCACUGAAACGGAAACAGCAGAGUUCAUGGCGGUAUGCAUUGAAACAGUACAGAAAUACCCAUUGCAAGAUUACCGCACACCAGUAUUCAUUUUUGAGCGCCUUUGCUCUAUCAUCUAUCCAGAAGAGAACGACGUGGGCGAGUUCUUCCUUACUCUUGAAAAGGAUCCACAGCAGGAGGACUUCUUGCAGGGUCGUAUGUUGGGCAACCCAUACUCAUCUCUAGAGCCCGGCAUGGGUCCGCUCAUGCGAGACGUGAAGAACAAGAUCUGUACUGACUGCGAACUAGUGGCUCUACUGGAAGACGACAAUGGAAUGGAGUUGCUUGUGUGCAACAAAAUUAUGUCACUUGAUUUACCUGUGAAGGAAGUGUACAAAAAGGUUUGGUGUACCUCUGGCGAAGGUGUAGAUGCGAUGCGAGUAGUGUACCGUAUGCGUGGCUUACUCGGUGACGCUACGGAAGAAUUUGUGGAGACGUUGAGUCAAACUAAUGCCGAGACUGUAGACGAUGAGCAAGUCUAUCGCAUGGCUAACGUGCUGGCUGACUGUGGCGGUCUAGAGGUGAUGCUGCAGCGGCUGGCGGCGAUAGGGCGCGUGGGGUGCGCGCGCUCGCUGGCGGGCACACUGCUGCGGCUGCUGGCGCUGUGCGCGCGCGUGCGGCGCUGCGUGCGCGUGCUGACGCGGCCCGAGGCGCGCGCGCUGCCCGUGCUGCUGCACGCGCUCAGCCUCGCCGCCGCCGACGAGAGGGAGAUGCUGCCCGCGCCGCUCGUCUAUCAGUUGCUUGAGAUUAUGGAACGUAUUCUAUCCGUCGCUGCGAGUGAGAGUCUUGAGUCCUUCCUUCAAUUCUCCUUAACAUUUGGAGGACCAGAACAUGUGCAAGCUCUACUCAAUUGUACUGAAUGUCCAGGUAUCCGCCACAACUCUGUCGCUCUGGGGCACCUAACGCGCGUACUCGCCGCACUCGUGUAUGGCAACGAUCUCAAAAUGGCGAUGUUAGUGGACCACUUCAAGCCGGUACUAGAUUUCGUUCUACUCGACUCGGAGCAAUGGGGCGAAGAAGAGUUCUGCAUGGAGUUGUUCUGUGUGUUGUGCGCUAAUAUAGAGAGGAACUCUAUCGGAGGCACGCUCAAAGACUAUCUCAUAUCAUUGGGUGUGGUUCGUGAUGCUCUGGACUAUAUUGUGAAAAACGCCCCAUGCGUGAAGCCGACGCUAGUGUGUACGGACUCGGACGAACUAAAGGAGUUUAUUAGCCGCCCCGCGCUCAAGUACAUCCUGCGAUUCCUCACUGGACUGGCUGCUGAUCAUGAGCCUACACAGAUGUUAGUGUGCGAAAAAGUUAUACCAAUCGUACAUCGUCUGGAACAAGUAUCGUCCGGUGAACACGUGGGCUCGCUCGCAGAGAACUUACUCGAGGCGCUUCGCUCCCAACCGCAAUGUGCCGCUAAAGUCCAACAAGUUCGGGAGUUUACGAGACAAGAAAAGAAGCGUCUUGCGAUGGCGGUGCGCGAGCGGCAGCUGGGCGCGCUGGGUAUGCGCAGCAACGAGCGCGGCCAGGUGACGGCGCAGUGCAGCCUCACGCAGCAGGUGGCCGACCUGGCGGAGGAGGCGGGCGCUGUCUGCUGCAUCUGCCGCGAGGGAUACAAGUACCAGCCGACCAAGGUGCUUGGUAUUUACACGUUCACGAAGCGCUGUCCGGUGGAGGAGUUCGAGGUGCGCGCGCGCAAGACGCUGGGCUACACCACGGUGUCGCACUACAACAUUGUGCACGUGGAGUGCCACAUGGCCGCCGUUAGGCUCGCGCGUGCCAGAGAUGAGUGGGAAAGUGCAGCACUGCAAAAUGCAUCAACACGGUGCAAUGGACUUUUGCCUCUGUGGGGACCGCAUGUACCUGAAUCGGCAUUUGCGUCUUGUCUUGCGAGACACACCACUUAUCUGCAGGAGUGCACGGGCCACCGCGACAUAGGGCACGGCUGCACGGUGCACGACCUGAAGCUGCUGCUGGUGCGGUUCGCGCGCGGCCGCACCUUCCACGACGACACGGGCGGCGGCGGCCCGCUCUCCAACAUGCAGCUGGUGCCCGCGCUCGUGCACAUGGCGCUAUAUGUUAUCAAUACGACCCGCGUGGCCGCGCGCGAGGUGUCCGGGCUGGAGACGAGCCUGGCGUGGCCGCCGGCGCGCGUGCUGGAGGCCGCGCACGACGCAGAGGGCCCGCUAUACUACCUCACGCUCAUGCUCCUGCUCUACCCGCACGCGAAAUGGCGCUCCCUCCGCGUGGAGAUGCUGAAGCGCGUGCUGUUGACGGCGCAGGCGCGCGCGCUGGCGCCGGGCGGGCCCGCACUGCGCGCGCUCGCGGCCGCCCAGCGCGCGCCGCGGCCCUGGCCCGACUACAAGCCGUACGCGAUGUUCGUGGCGCUGCUGCACCAGCUGUACACUGUCAUGUUUAAGAACGUGAACGCAACAACAGUCGAGCAGUGGCCGGUGAAGCUGGCGGAGUACAUCCGUCACAACGACGAAGCCAACGCCAAAGCAGCAGAGCGCAUUGUCACGACCCUCACCGAUGAACUGCUUCCGUGCGCCUCCUUCGCGGAGUUCUGCGACGCGGCCGGCUUCCUCGAAGACAUACCAGACCCUGAUGCCUUCCUCCAAGCAUUAUUAGAUGAGCAACCU
This is a messenger RNA of Brenthis ino (lesser marbled fritillary), 15756 nucleotides long. The record is from the annotation of a GenBank genome assembly. Lineage: Eukaryota; Metazoa; Arthropoda; Insecta; Lepidoptera; Nymphalidae.